ACAGUAUUGAAAACAAAACAUACAGAGAAUCUGCAGCUAGAAAAGGAUGGUGUUAUUGUAAUGUAGGCUAGCCAUUCCUAGGCCUAUAAUUGUCGAAGAUAUGUGAGCAUUUCAGGUUCAAAAGAUACAUUUGUAUAUUGAAAUUGAAGUAGUUAUUAUAUCUGCAACCAUCAUGAGUUCAGCUGUGGCCAGCGGGAAUCUUAGGCUUAGGCAUUCAUUGCAACGCGCCUCGUCGUUAAUCCACCCUGAAGUGCGCAAUCCAUUCGUUCAUCAACUGAAUUUAACUACGUUUGACAAGAUGAGGAUUGCUAUAAUGUCUGUAACAAUAGCGCCCGUCCGCCUAAUACUUGUCAUGCUAAUUCUUCUAUUGGAUUGUGUAAUUGCCAAAAUUGCUCUGGGAGGGCUUACAGAGCAACAGCUAGCCACUAAACCAAUGAAGGGAUGGAGAAGAAUGUUGCUGUACCCCCUCUGGUUGCUUGGACGCUUCCAGUUCUUUCUUAUGGGCUUUCACUAUAUUUCAGUGAAGGGUAAAAAAGCAACUUGUGAAGAAGUUCCUAUUUUCAUUAUCGCACCUCACACCACCUUCUUUGAUGCUAUUAUUGUUUUCGUGUUGGGGCUUGAGUCUUCUAGCGUUGUGUCCCGAGAAGAGAAUGGGAAAGCACCUUUAUUUGGAAUAUUAGUACGUGCUUUGCAGCCAGUUUUUGUGUCAAGGACAGACCCUCAUUCCCGCCAGAAUACUGUCCGUGAGAUUAUAAGGCGUUCUCAGCCUGGUAGUGAAUGGCCGCAGAUUCUAAUUUUCCCAGAAGGCACCUGUGCGAAUAGAACCUGUUUAAUUUCCUUUAAGCCAGGAGCAUUUUACCCAGGCUUACCAGUACAGCCUGUUGCUUUGCAUUAUAAAACUAAACCUGACACAGUGAUAUGGACUUGGGAAGGUCCAAAUGCAUUAACAUGUUUGUGGUUAACAUUCUGCAAUUGGAAUAACGAGUUGGAAGUUGAGUUUCUACCAGUUUACAAACCAAAUGACGAAGAGAAGAAGGAUGCUAAGUUAUUUGCUCGAAAUGUACGGGAUGUCAUUGCAAAGGCUAUGGAUAUACCUGUUACAGACCAUACAUUUGAAGAUUGUCGCCUUAUGAUGGAAGCAAGCAAAAUUGGGCUGCCCAUGGAAGCAGGCAUUGUAGAAUUUCACAAGAUAAUGGUUAAACUUGGUUUGAAGUUGAGUGAUGUUCAAGAACAGCUUCCUAAGUAUGCUGAGAUUGCCAAGUCAAAAGGUUACAUCAGUAUUGAAGAUUUUGCUGAAUAUCUCAAACUACCGAUAUCACCGGCUUUAGAAGAAGUGUUUGCAAUGUAUGAUAGGGAUGGCUCAGGGAAUAUAGACUUCAGGGAAUAUGUGAUUGGCUGUUCUUUGGUAGCGAAACCAGCCUCAAAUGAGAAGACUCUCACAUUAGCCUUUAAGCUUUUUGGAGGUGAGAAAGGAUACAUAACAAAAGAGGAGCUUGUUCAGAUUCUGGAAAGUUCCUUCACAAUGGCUGACAAUGAAGCAGAGGAACUGUUUAAUCAAGUGGAUGAGGCAAAAAGUGGGGAAAUUACUUUUGACCAAUUCAAGGCAUUUGCAGACAAAAAACCAGAAUAUGCCACACUUUUUAAAACGUUCCAAGAAUUAAGCGAAGCUGAAAGCUACCAAGAGCAGGGCAACUUAAAUUUUGACAAAGACAAGAAUGAUUAGUUUGAUGCCAACAGCAGGAGUUUCUCUUGUAAUUUAUCUUUUUUAAAUACUUAAUUAAUACAGCAAUAAUCAGGAACACUACCAUUAAUUAUUUAUAUUUUGCAAAAUUUUUAAUUUAGUUGUGUGAUAAAAACAGGGUAUUAAACAGCAUAGUGUCAGUGGGCCAAAAGAGCAAACAAUAUCCAUUUAAAAUGUUACAGGUGCUGUACAGAAUGGAAAAAAAAGAAAUUACAAGAAAUAAGUACUCCAUGUAUAAUAUCAAUUAAAAGCAUCACAAUUCAAUAUAACAAAUCAAAACCUACAGUGAAUAAAUGACAACAUACUAAGAUUUAAAUUUUAAUGUUUAUGUGUCUAUCAAUAAAUAAAUAAAUGUUUUAGUAGGAAAUGCCCAUGUUUAUGUAAAAGAUGUAUUUAAGAUAGUUGAUGUGUUUUACAGCAUUUUAAGCUCAUAGCAUUAUUUUCUGUGUGGAAAUAGUAUAUAAAAAUUAUUUAUUUUAGUUGUUAAGUGGUUAAAUAUUUUUAGAGCACACAUUGUGCUUAGCUUUCAAGGAUAUGGUGUACAUAGUUUGGAAAUAAUAUUUAAAUUACAAAACCCCUAAAGGGUAAUCAUGAUAUUUUAUUGGGUCUCUAUUGGAAUAAAAAUAUGAACAUUUAACUGAAAUGCUCUAAUUUUAUCAUACCAAGUAAUUUGAACUUACCUUUACUAACAAUUUUUUAUGUUCUUUACACAAGAUCAUAUUGGAAGUGACGGGAAAUCAAAAUGUACAACAAUGAUUGUAUGCGUGACUCAGAAUGUGCAGGGGCGGAUCCAGAGAUUUUUACCUCCCAAAAGGGGUGGGAGGAGAGAGCCGGGGCCGGGCCACCCCCCCCCCCAAAUUCGCCCCUGUUGUGGGCGCUCUGCCUUUGUUCUUAGUUUGUUUCCUUCUCUAUGUCUGUUCCAUGUGGACUCUUUUAUUUGGAUGAUGUUUUCAUCAACUGCUCGAUCGAUGAUCUAAGAAUGAGCCCAGUCAAUGACGUGCUGGAUGGUGUGGUCAAAUAUACUGUAUAUUGAAGUCUCUGGCAUUCUAGUUCACAUGCGAUAUUAGUUGUAUCAAAAUCAUGACGUCAGACAUGUUAAAAGAAUGAAAGGAAAUCAAAUUCUACCUGGUGCUUGAAUCAGCACAAGGCCUUCCUUGUCAACAUUGUUGUGACGAUCGCCAUGUGGAGUUCUUUCUGCCUUUGUUCGAUUCCUCUUUUUCUUUUCAAUGUAUUAUAUUCAUUGCACUAUUCCACUUGCUUUUUCUGGAU
Molecule: messenger RNA, 3010 nt
Organism: Anneissia japonica
Lineage: Eukaryota; Metazoa; Echinodermata; Crinoidea; Comatulida; Comatulidae
Product: lysophosphatidylcholine acyltransferase 2-like
Exons: 11
Coding region: 173-1723 (516 amino acids)
Molecular function (GO): calcium ion binding
Source: RefSeq, a predicted model, not a curated record